Messenger RNA from Melospiza melodia melodia, 6315 nucleotides. RefSeq names its product phosphatidylinositol-3,4,5-trisphosphate dependent Rac exchange factor 1 (gene PREX1). Bases 1 to 4965 code for a protein of 1654 amino acids. The transcript has 40 exons. Gene Ontology annotation, molecular function: GTPase activator activity; protein binding; guanyl-nucleotide exchange factor activity. The record is from RefSeq and is a predicted model, not a curated record. Gene Ontology annotation, cellular component: plasma membrane. Gene Ontology annotation, biological process: G protein-coupled receptor signaling pathway; intracellular signal transduction; regulation of signaling. NCBI's taxonomy places the organism in Eukaryota, Metazoa, Chordata, Aves, Passeriformes, Passerellidae.
AUGGAGCCACCGCCGCCCCCGCCCGGCGCCCCCAGCGCCGCCGAGCCCGCCGGCUGCCCCAAGGACACCGACCGCCAGCUGCGCCUCCGCCUCUGCGUCCUCAACGAGAUCCUCAGCACCGAGCGCGACUACGUGGGGACCCUCCGCUUCCUGCAGUCGGCAUUUCUUCACCGGAUCCGACAGAAUGCAGUGGACAAAGCUGAGAAGUACAUAACAGAGGAGAAUGUUAAGAUCUUAUUUUCUAACAUUGAAGACAUUCUUGGUGUUCACAAGGAGUUCCUGGCUGCUCUGGAAUUUUGUUUGCAACCAGAACCCCAGUCUCAGCAUGAACUGGGAAAUGUUUUCUUAAAAUUUAAAGACAAAUUCUUUGUGUAUGAGGAGUACUGUAGCAACCAUGAGAAGGCACUCAGACUGCUGAUGGAAUUGAACAAGAUCCCCACAGUGAGAACAUUCCUUCUGAGUUGCAUGCUCUUGGGAGGCAGAAAGACAACAGACAUUCCACUAGAGGGUUAUCUGCUGACUCCAAUUCAGAGAAUUUGCAAAUAUCCUCUUCUGCUCAAGGAAUUAGCUAAGAGGACUCCCUCCAAGCAUCCUGAUCACCCAGCUGUCCAGAAUGCAUUGCAGGCAAUGAAGACAGUCUGUACAAAUAUCAACGAGACCAAGAGACAGAUGGAGAAACUGGAAGCUCUUGAACAGUUGCAGUCCCACAUCGAAGGAUGGGAGGGGUCAAAUCUGACAGAUAUUUGCACACAGCUCUUGCUGCAAGGGACUUUGUUAAAAAUAUCAGCAGGAAACAUCCAGGAGAGAAUGUUCUUUCUAUUUGAUAAUCUCCUGGUCUAUUGCAAGAGGAAAUCAAGAGUUACUGGGAAAAAAGCAUCUAAAAGGACAAAGUCAAUCAACGGGUCCCUUUAUAUCUUCAGGGGCCGAAUAAAUACAGAAGUCAUGGAAGUAGAGAAUGUGGAAGAUGGAACAGCAGAUUACCACAGCAAUGGCUACACGGUGACAAAUGGCUGGAAGAUUCACAACACAGCCAAAAACAAGUGGUUUGUCUGUAUGGCCAAGACUGCCGAGGAUAAACAGAAGUGGCUGGAUGCUAUAAUCAAGGAAAGGGAGCAGAGGGAGAGUUUGAAACUGGGAAUGGAGAGGGAUGCAUAUGUCAUGAUUGCAGAGAAAGGAGAGAAGCUGUACCAAAUGAUGAUGAGCAAGAAAGUGAACCUUAUCAAAGAUAGGAGAAGAAAAUUAAGUACUGUUCCCAAGUGCUUUCUUGGCAACGAGUUUGUAUCCUGGCUCACUGAAAUUGGAGAGAUAAGCAAACCAGAGGAAGGGGUCAACCUGGGACAGGCACUCUUGGAAAAUGGAAUCAUUCAUCAUGUUUCAGAUAAGCACCAGUUUAAGAAUGAACAGGUGAUGUACAGAUUUCGCUAUGACGAUGGAACAUACAAGCCAAGAAGUGAAUUGGAAGACAUCGUGUCCAAGGGAGUGAGGCUGUACUGCCGACUGCACUGCCUGUAUACUCCAGUGGUCAAAGACCGUGACUACCACCUAAAGACAUACAAAUCAGUAAUCCCUGCAAGUAAACUAGUGGACUGGCUUAUUGCACAGGGAGACUGUCAGACUCGGGAGGAAGCUGUCGCACUGGGUGUGGGACUGUGCAAUAACGGCUUCAUGCAUCAUGUCCUGGAGAAAAGUGAAUUUAAGGAUGAAUCCUUGUAUUUCCGCUUUUAUGCUGAUGAGGAGAUGGAGGGCACCAGUUCCAAGAGCAAACAAUUGCGUAAUGACUUCAAGCUUGUGGAAAACAUCCUGGGAAAGAAUCUUCUGAUUUUACCAGAAGAAGAUGACUAUGGAUUUGACAUAGAAGAAAAGAAUAAAGCAAUUGUGGUGAAGUCAGUUCGACGAGAGUCUUCUGCUGAGAUGGCUGGCCUGCAAGCAGGAAGAAAGAUAUAUUCCAUCAAUGAGGAUUUAGUAUUCCUACGCCCAUUUGCUGAAGUGGAAACAAUCCUAUCCCAGUCCUUCUGCUCACGAAGGCCACUUAGGCUUCUGGUAGCCACCAAAGCAAAGGAGAUUAUUAAAAUCCCAGAUUGUCCUGGAGCGCUUUGCUUUCAGAUCCGGGGAGCAGCACCACCAUACGUUCACGCAGUAGGGAGAGGUUCUGAGGCUGCAGCCGUAGGCCUUCAUCCAGGGCAGUGUAUUUUGAAAGUUAAUGGGAAUAAUGCAACACAUGGAAAUUACAAGGAAGUUCUGGAGCACUUCACAGCCUAUAGGAUCAGGCAGCAGGAAGCACUGGGGUUGUACCAGUGGGUGUACAGAACACAUGAAGAUGCUGAAGAGGACAGAGUUCAGCAAGCAGCAUCCCCUGCAUGUUUGAAUGGCAGUCGCCUGGGCUCCAGCAGAGACAACUCUGCACUAGAAGGACAUGCAGAACUGGAACCCCUUCAAAGCAGCCAACAGGAAUCAGCCCAGACACCACAGACUGUAAUUUCUCCGCUGGUCAUUGGUGAAGAAACCCCGGUCAUCAGCCUCACUGUGGAUAACACCCACCUGGAGCACGGGGUGGUAUAUGAAUAUGUUAGCAGUGCAGGGAUCAAAUCCUUUGUCCUGGAGAAAAUUGUGGAACCAAAAGGUUGCUUCAUUCUCACUGCGAAGAUUUUAGAGGCCUUUGCCGCAGAGGACAGUCAUUUCGUAAGGAACUGCGAAAGGCUCAUAUCCCUAAGCAGUGCUGUGGCCACCAUGCCCCAGUAUGAAUUCCGGCAAAUCUGUGACACUAAGCUGGAAAGCAUUAGCAGGAGGCUCACAAGCUACCAAGAGUUUGCAGAUGAAUUGAAAACAAAGGUGAGCCCAGCCUUCAAACAAGCUGUUAUGGAACCUCAUUCCCUCAACAGCCUGGAUUUCUGCCCCACCAACUGCCAUAUUAACCUCAUGGAGGUGUCAUACCCCAAAAGCACUACCUCAGCAGGGAGAUCGUUCAGUAUUCGCAUUGGACGGAAACCUUCUAUUAUUGGUCUUGAUCCAGAGCAAGUAGGUACCUUAAAUCCAGUCUCAUAUACUCAACAUUGCAUCACCACUAUGGCUGCACCAUCUUGGAGAUGUCCAGCCACAGAAGAUGGAGAUCUUGAUGGUAGCUUUGGCCAGCAGAAUGGAGGAACAAUUUGGGAAGAAAGGGGACUCAGUUUUCUGCUGAAACAGGAAGAUUGGGAGAUGCAGGACUCCUACUUGCAUCUUUUUAACAAACUAGACAUUGCGGUGAAGGAAAUGAAGCAGUAUGUCAUUCAGAUAAAUAAACUUUUGUCCACCAUAACAGAACCUACAGAAGGUGGUGCCUGUGAGCCACCAUCUACUGAGGACACAUCCUCACCUUCCCUGGGAACAGAAGAAAGUGAUCCUGACAAAGCUGAGCAUGGUGGAAUCAAGAAGGUCUGUUUCAAAGUUUCUGAGGAGGACCAGGAAGACUCUGGACAUGACACAAUGAGUUUCAGAGACUCCUACAGUGAGUGUAACAGUAACCGGGACUCUGUGUUGUCCUACACCAGCGUGCGGAGCAACAGCUCUUACCUGGGCAGUGAUGAGAUGGGAUCAGGAGAUGAGCUUCCCAAUGAUAUGAGAAUACCUUUAGACAAGCAAGACAAACUUCAUGGCUGUCUGGAACACCUUUUUAACCAGGUUGAUGCAAUCAAUGCACUUCUGAAAGGACCAGGAAUAAAUAAGGCCUUUGAGGAAACCAAGCACUUUCCCAUGGACCACAGUUUGCAAGAAUUUAAACAGAAGGAAGAAACCACAGUUAGGUGCCGGAAUAAUAUUCAAGCCAGCAUUCAGGAAGAUCCAUGGAACCUUCCACUGCGCAUCAAGAACCUUGUUGACAUCAUACAGAAACAUGUGGAAGAUGGGAAGAAUCAGCUUCUUUUGGCCCUGUUAAAAUGCACAGAUACUGAGCUACAACUGAGACGUGAUUCCAUCUUCUCUCAGUCUCUUGUGGCAGCUGUUUGCACCUUUUCGGAGCAGUUACUGGCUGCUCUCAACUAUCGUUACAACAACAAUGGGGAGUAUGAAGAGAGCAGCAGAGAUGCUAGCAGAAAAUGGCUGGAACAGAUAGCAGCCACUGGAGUUUUACUGAACUACCAGUCUCUUCUCUCCCCCACUGUGAAGGAGGAGCGCACCAUGCUGGAAGACAUCCAGGUUACUCUGGCUGAACUAGACAAAGUUGCCUUUUUUUUCAAGCAGCUGGAUGAAAGUCUUGUAGCAAAUAAUCAUGUCGUCUACCACAUCGAAGGAAGUCGUCAGGCCUUGAAGGUUAUCUUUUAUCUUGACGGCUACUACUUCUCCAAAUUGCCUGCUCGGUUUCAGAAUGGGGGAACCUUGAAACUGCACACAGUGCUCUUUACAAAAGCUCUGGAGAGUACAGAGGGGCAAUCACAACCAGCUGGUUCAUCUCUAGAAGAACUCCCACAGCAAAUUAAUGGUGUUUCACUCGAAAAAGUGCAGCAAUACUACCGUAAACUCAGGACAUUUUACCUAGAAAGAUCCAACUUGCCCACUGAUUCCAAUACUACUGCAGUGAAGAUUGACCAGCUUAUUCGCCCUAUCAAUGCAAUGGAUGAGCUUUGCAGGCUGCUGAAGUCUUUCAUUAGUACAAAGCCAAUGCAGUCAGGAUGUUCCAGCAAUGCCUCAUCAGGAGCUGGCCUGCUUCCCAUAUCCUCUGAGCUCUGCUACCGGCUGGGAGCCUGUCAGAUCACCAUGUGUGCCACUGGGAUGCAGAGGAGUACGCUGAGCGUGUCCCUGGAGCAAGCAGCCAUACUGGCCCGCAGCCAUGGACUCCUGCCCAAGUGUAUCAUGCAAGCUACAGACAUCAUGCGAAAGCAGGGACCAAGGGUUGAAAUCUCUGCCAAGAAUCUGAAAGUGAUGGACCAAAUGCCACAGCAUGCACCUCGACUCUAUAGGUUGUGCCAGCCACCUACAGAAGGGGAUUUGUAGGAGUAAGAGGCACCUCCUGGCAGCCCGAGAGCGCUGGGCUCUGAGGAGCCCUGACCGAAGACCCUGCAGACUGACCCCGAUGGUGCUGCUGUGCUCUGGAGGAGAGGGACCUGCUGGCCCAGGCAUCAGGAAUCUGCCUCUGAACUCCUGGAGCCAUGCAGGAUCCAUGCAUUUCUUUGACUUCAAAUUCUUGAAACAAACACGCCAGACAAGAAUGGAUGCUGCUGCCAUUCAGAUGCCUGGAAAAUGACCAUUAUGCUUCAAGAAAGCACAGUUCUCUUGGUGACUUGUUUGUGCAACCACCAGAAAGUUAUGGACUUCAAGAUACGGCUUGGUUCAGAAAAUCCUGCUGGACACUCCUCUCUCUCCCUGUACUGCCCCUGGCACCCCUUUAACUGCCAGCAGGUUUUGGUCAACACACUUUAGGUGGUAGUUUCAUAAACCCCACUUUUUCAUCAUCUGACCUGCACUUGAGCAAAGAAUAGUACAGUCUAUGGUUUAUUCAAAUAGGAACAUAAAGAAUUUCUUCUGGAGUAAUUUUCCACUUCAGCCCACUGAGAUAAUCUCUCUAUGCUGCAGAGUAUACAUUCCGUAAUACUUCUUAUCAUUACUUCAUUUUACUUACUGUAGCUUUCAGGUUUUUUAUUAACACUUUUUACUAAUGCCCUGUGAUUAUAUACUCUGGAAUCAGUGCUAAUGAAGAGGAGUAUAGGAUUUUUACAAAAACUUUACAAAGAAAAAAUACAGUCUGAUAAUUUGAUUAUUUCAACAGAUGUAGUUUUUAAAACAGGUCAGAAGAACUAUACUUAUUUAUGUGGAGUGGAAUAAUAUGUGUUUUCAAUCAUGUUAUUAUAUGUACAAGAUGAAAAUAAAAAUUAUAUUGUUUUAAGUGGGACCAAUAUAAUGGCAGUUACACAGCUACUCCCAGUUUACUGAAAAAAAUCUACAUUAUUUAAAAUCUUCAAUAUUUAAGUAGUCUUUAAUACAGUUAUUAAGAUGUAUUAGGGAUGCUUUUAAGUUAAAAGAAAAAAGGAAUCAUGUAUAUAAUGUUCUUUAUUUUUACUUGUUUGAAAAAUUGUUCUUCAUUCUGUCAGUAUUACCUUAAGCACUGUAGUUAUUUCCAAGUUACUGGCUGAAACUAAUCAAAGCAUGUCAGCAGUCUCAGGACAGAAAUAAUGUUCUUUUGGAGUGAGUGCCUUAACAUGACCAGCCCUCCCUAACAUAGCAGGUGUACAAGAAACUCCCCAUUCCUGUUCCUCCACAGCCUCUUUUAAACCAGCUCCCAGUCAAGGAACCCAGGAGCACUUUGCAGUAAUGUAUAUUUUAGAAAAUAAAGGUUUGGGGGUUUUA